Molecule: messenger RNA, 987 nt
Organism: Sungouiella intermedia
Lineage: Eukaryota; Fungi; Ascomycota; Pichiomycetes; Serinales; Metschnikowiaceae
Source: the annotation of a GenBank genome assembly
AUGUACAGUGCCGCAGCACAGGUAGGCGGAUCAGCGAGUCCACCAUCAACUGGGACUAUGACGCAAGCUGGAGACCGAAAGAAUAAAGCCUUGAAUGAUAAGCAGAUUUACCAGUGGAUCUCGGAACUUGUAACUGGGAGCAACAGAGAGAGAGCAUUAUUAGAGUUGGGCAAGAAGAGAGAGCAGUACGAUGACUUAGCAUUGGUUUUGUGGAAUUCUUUUGGAGUGAUGACUGUUUUGUUAGAAGAAAUAAUUUCUGUUUACCCGUUUUUGAACCCUCCCUUGUUGACUGCGUCAGUGUCGAAUCGAGUUUGCAAUGCCCUCGCACUUCUUCAGUGCGUAGCUUCCAACGUUCAAACCCGUGGAUUAUUCUUAAAUGCCAACUUGCCGUUGUAUUUAUACCCCUUUUUGUCCACCAAUGCCAGACAACGGUCGUUUGAGUACUUGAGACUCACGAGUUUGGGUGUUAUUGGUGCAUUAGUGAAGAACGAUACUCCCGAGGUGAUCAACUUUUUGUUGACCACAGAGAUAGUUCCGCUCUGCUUGAACAUCAUGGAGAUAUCUUCUGAACUCUCUAAGACUGUUGCCAUCUUCAUAUUGCAGAAAAUCUUGUUAGACGAUCAGGGCUUGUCUUACAUCUGCACCACGUAUGAGAGAUUUCACACAGUUGCUUCGGUGUUGUCAAAAAUGAUAGAUCAGUUGAGUUCGACGGCAGAUCAAGGUCUGCUGGGGCAACCUGCGGAUCCCACGCAACAACAGAACACAGCAUCUCAACAGCCCCAUGCAUCGAGCAGUUCUGGCCGGUUGUUAAAACACGUUGUCAGGUGCUACAUGCGCUUGUCAGAUAAUAUCGAGGCCAGAAAAGCUUUGGCAACAAUUUUGCCCGAGCCGUUGAGGGACGGCACGUUUUCCAGCAUUCUACAAGAUGAUUUGGCCACUAAGCGGUGCUUGGCGCAGUUAUUGUUGAACAUCAACGAACAGCAGUAA